This is a messenger RNA of Nannospalax galili (Upper Galilee mountains blind mole rat), 1506 nucleotides long. It is a transcript of the gene Phyh, whose product is annotated as phytanoyl-CoA 2-hydroxylase. Gene Ontology annotation, molecular function: phytanoyl-CoA dioxygenase activity. Gene Ontology annotation, biological process: fatty acid alpha-oxidation. Bases 75 to 1091 code for a protein of 338 amino acids. The transcript has 9 exons. The record is from RefSeq and is a predicted model, not a curated record. Lineage: Eukaryota; Metazoa; Chordata; Mammalia; Rodentia; Spalacidae.
CCCUCCUUCGGUGGAGGCGGGGCGUGCGCUGAGUUAAGUGAGGCCCAGGCCCUCGGCUUCUUCUAAGCUGAGUCAUGGACUGGUCGCACGCUGGCACCCGGCUGCAGUUGGUUCUGGGACACCUCUGCCGUCCCUCGGCCCCAGCCAUCGUAACACACCUCACGUCAGGGACUAUUUCCCCUGCUAGUUUCCACCUUCAACAAUUCCAGUAUACCUUAGAUAACAAUGUCCUAAGCCUGGAGCAGAGAAAAUUUUAUGAAGAAAAUGGGUUUCUUGUCGUUAAAAAUCUGGUAUCUGAUGAUGAUAUUCAACGCUUUCGGAAUGAGUUUGAAAAAAUUUGCAGGAAGGAGGUGAAACCGGUGGGGUUGAGUGUAAUAAGAGAUGUGACCAUUGCAAAAUUGGGCUAUGAGCCCAGUGAGAAAGUGGUUUUGAAGAUCCAGGAUUUCCAAGAAAAUGAGGAGCUCUUUAGAUACUGCACUCUCCCCCAGGUUUUGAAAUAUGUGGAGUGCUUCACUGGACCCAAUAUUAUGGCCAUGCACACAAUGCUAAUAAACAAACCUCCAGAUUCUGGCAAGAAGACUUCCCGGCAUCCCUUGCAUCAGGAUCUACACUAUUUCCCCUUCCGGCCCAGUGAUCGCAUUGUCUGUGCUUGGACUGCCAUGGAGACCAUCAACAGGAAUAACGGCUGUCUGGUUGUGCUCCCAGGCACUCACAAAGGCACCCUGCAGCCACAUGAUUACCCCAAGUGGGAGGGGGGAGUUAACAAAAUGUACCACGGCGUCCAGGACUGUAAGCAGGAUGGCACCCGGGUGCACCUGGUGAUGGAGAAGGGGGACACUGUUUUCUUUCAUCCUCUGCUCAUCCAUGGAUCUGGUGAGAACAAAACUCAAGGAUUCAGGAAAGCAAUUUCCUGUCAUUUCGCCAGCGCUGAUUGCAACUAUAUAGACGUGAAGGGUACCAGUCAAGAAAACAUUGAAAAGGAAGUUGUAGAGAUUGCUCAUAGAGCCUUUGGGAUUGAAAGUAACAUCGACUUCAAGGAUGUUUGGAUCUUACGAGCUCGACUUGUGAAAGGAGAAAGAACUAACCUUUGAAAUAACCCUUCAAGAGCCAGGUGCGGUGGCACAUUUGUAAUCCCAAUACUCAAGAGCCCAAGACAAGAGCAUCUGAAGUUCGAGGAUAGCCUGGGCUACAUAGCAAGAUACUGUCUCAACUCCCACUCCCCAAAACAAAGCAAAAAGAAUUAUUCCUUCAUUAUAACUCUUUUAAAAAGCAUCAAAAUAAAACAAGAAAUCUAAGGAGAAUGUUUUCACAUUGAGAUGAUAUAUCUAUCCUUUCGAUCACUUGUUAACAAAAUCAAGAAACGGGUAUUGGGGAGUUAAUUGCAUGGAGUUAAGUUUGCAUUUUUAUUGCUUUAGUGGAAGCCAAAAACAGUGAAAGUGAAAUAUUGCUGUUUUAAGAAAACCUUGUAGUUAUAACUAAUAAAGGUGACAGUGUAAUUUAAGCAUA